This is a messenger RNA of Pectinophora gossypiella (pink bollworm), 2217 nucleotides long. RefSeq names its product RNA-binding protein 42. The record is from RefSeq and is a predicted model, not a curated record. Bases 199 to 1182 code for a protein of 327 amino acids. The transcript is spliced from 7 exons. Gene Ontology annotation, molecular function: mRNA binding. NCBI's taxonomy places the organism in Eukaryota, Metazoa, Arthropoda, Insecta, Lepidoptera, Gelechiidae.
AUAAUUUGCAAAUAAUUUGCUUGAUUUACUUGGUUUCCUGAAAAAAUAUUUUUGGAUUCUCAAAUGCAGCGACAACCUGAUAUGUUUGAAAGUGUACGUAUCGCAGAUCGAAGAAACCAAUAGUUACUGGCGUAAACGUUAAUUCUCGUUAGUACGUAAUCUUUUGGACUGCUUUAAGGUUAUACCCAGAGGAGCACCAUGGAAGACUCCAGCAAAUACCAGCAGAUGCAAGAUGAAAUGUCUAGGUUCGAAGCGGAGAUAUCGGGCGCGGAAGCGGCCCGGCCGGUGAUAGGGUCAGCGACCUUCGACGCGGUGCAGCAACAGCUUGACCGCGUGGUGCCGCCUCCUCCGCCGCCGCCUGCGCUGCUCGCGCCCUUCGAUCACAGUAUGAGUGGUAUGAUGGGGCCGCGCGUCAUGUAUCCCACAGUGCCGCCACCGCCGCCUCCGCCUAGCAUGAUGGUGCCGGCUUCGGUGCAGCGUCUCCGCCCCCCUUCAUCAGACAGCUUCCCCCCGCCGCUGUCGUUCAUCCGGCCCGGGGUGCCCGGCCCGCAGCUGAUCCCACCACCGCCACCCAAGCAGCCAGCAAUAUUAUCUGCUGCGCCAAAACUGUAUAAACAACCCAAAGAAGAGGAUGUGAAGAAAGAAAAAGAGAGUAGGAAACGGAAGCGGUCCCCGCCGCCGGCGCCGGCGCCGCGCGCGCCGUCCCCGCCGCCCGCGCCCGCGCCGCCGCCGCCGCCGCCCGCCUGCGAGGCGCUCGUGCCCAAGGCCAAGAAGGAGAAGAAGAACAGGAAGGUGGUGCGCACAGCGGGCGGGCAAGUGUGGGAGGAUGUGACUCUGCUGGACUGGCCCGACGAUGACUUCCGCAUGUUCUGCGGCGACCUGGGCAACGACGUCACAGACGAAUUGCUCACGCGGACAUUCGGCAAGUACAGCUCGUUCCAGAGAGCUAAGGUGAUCCGGGACAAGCGGACCAAUAAGAGCAAGGGCUUCGGCUUCGUGAGCUUCAAGGACCCAGGAGACUUCAUCAAGGCUAUGAAGGAGAUGGAUGGUCGUUACGUAGGCAGCCGUCCGAUAAAGCUGCGCAAGAGCACGUGGAAGAACCGCGCGCUUGACGUGGUGCGCAAGAAGGAGAAAGAGAAGGCUGCCCUGCUCUCUCUACUCAUGUCUGGGAACAAGAGCUGACAGGAGUGAGUGAGUAGGAUAUAUUGUUCGUGAGGUGUCUUGCGAAGCGGAGAUGGAAGGGGGAAAAGAGUAAAAUGUUCCACAGAAGAUUAUUUUUUAAUUUACGUAUUAAACGUUCAAGCAUCAAUGUGCCAAUGAUUUUAAAAAUAUUGUCCAAAAAUAUUGUAUUUCAAAUCUUAUAACUUACUUAGUUUUUCAUACAAAAUAAACCAUAGUUCAUGGCUCAAUGUUCACAACCACACCACGGAAACUCCAUACUAGAAUCCCGUUCUUGCCGUGUUAGGGCAAGCGAAACAGUCAACGCGCGCUCCCUUGCUUUUUAACACCUUACGGCCAUUAAGACUAAAGUGAGACCCAGCGAGGGGGUGAAGUAAAUCGGGCGGAGAGUGUCCGUUCUAUACAUAAACAACCUAUAUACGUCCCACUGCUGGACACAGGCCUCCCCUCAAUCAACCGGAGGGGUAUGGAGCAUACUCCACUACGCUGCUUCCACUGCAGGUUGAUGGAGGAUCUAUACAUACAUAUAUAGUAUUUUUCUUUAUCCUAUGCUCAUACUAUUAUGUAUGUAUUUUUUUACUAAUGAUUUAAUGGAUUAGUAGUCGUAAUUCUGGUUUUGUCUAUAAUAGGACACAUUUAACUUUGUAUUCCAUAUUUUUUUCUCGUCUCUGCUUCGUGUGACAAUGAAAGCAUUGUUUAGAAAAUAAUCUAGUUUAGAAGAUAUUCGAUCGCGUAUGUGACGUGUAGGUAUAUAAAGUUAAGAAUAUUGGAUGUAUGUAUUUAUGUUGUAGAUAAAAUUGUCUCCUUUCACCAACUUGGUUUUUUGUGAUAAUUAGCUACGAAAUUCAAUUCUAUUACUCAGUACACCACAUUUAAAGCGUAUACUCUCUCUUUAUUCUAGGGUGUCUUAGAUUUAGUCUAUGAUUAGUCUUUGUAAAAUACAUUUCCGUUGAUCAACUUUGUUAAAAUACCUCCAUUUAGAUAUGAAUUUGUGUGUUUCAAUUAAAGCAAUAAACAGAAUAUAUCUUUUAAAAAUAA